Messenger RNA from Photinus pyralis (common eastern firefly), 555 nucleotides. RefSeq names its product 60S ribosomal protein L35 (gene RpL35). NCBI's taxonomy places the organism in Eukaryota, Metazoa, Arthropoda, Insecta, Coleoptera, Lampyridae. The transcript is spliced from 3 exons. The coding region runs from base 151 to 522 and encodes 123 amino acids. The record is from RefSeq and is a predicted model, not a curated record. Gene Ontology annotation, biological process: maturation of LSU-rRNA from tricistronic rRNA transcript (SSU-rRNA, 5.8S rRNA, LSU-rRNA); translation. Gene Ontology annotation, molecular function: mRNA binding; structural constituent of ribosome. Gene Ontology annotation, cellular component: cytosolic large ribosomal subunit; ribosome.
UUUGUAAUGACUCAUAUGUACCUAUUCAUAAUUGGUAAAUGUGGCAAUAGUGUAAAUUUAGUAAGAAAGUAUUACCAAUUGCAAAUAACUAUUCAGUACCAACAUAUUAAAAACAAUUGUCUUCUGUAAAAUUUUCUUGUAAAAGAAAACAUGGUGAAAGUAAAGUGCAAGGAGUUACGUCUUAAGGACAAAAAGGACCUCACCAAGCAACUUGAGGAACUAAAAACCGAACUGUUGACCCUUCGUGUAGCUAAGGUUACCGGAGGAGCACCCUCAAAGUUGUCCAAGAUACGAGUAGUCCGUAAAGCAAUUGCCCGUGUGUAUAUUGUUAUGCACCAAAAGCAAAAGGAAAAUUUGAGGAAGCUGUACAAAAAUAAGAAGUACAAGCCGUUGGACUUGAGACCGAAACUCACGCGUGCUAAGCGACGUGCACUUUCUAAGCAUGAUUCCAAUAUAAAAACGUUGAAGGAAAGACGAAAGUUGUCACUUAAUCCUGUUAGGAAGUAUGCAUUGAAGGCAUAAGUUUCUAUUCACAAUAUAAAUUAAACAAUUUUU